Mustela erminea (ermine) is the source of this 616-nucleotide messenger RNA. It is a transcript of the gene AVP, whose product is annotated as arginine vasopressin. The transcript has 3 exons. Lineage: Eukaryota; Metazoa; Chordata; Mammalia; Carnivora; Mustelidae. Gene Ontology annotation, molecular function: neurohypophyseal hormone activity. The record is from RefSeq and is a predicted model, not a curated record. The coding region runs from base 54 to 554 and encodes 166 amino acids. Gene Ontology annotation, cellular component: extracellular region; secretory granule.
CCGUGCUGCACAGUCCACGCAGUGAUCCGCACACUGUGCCCACCUGCGCCAGGAUGCCGGACGCCAUGCUCCCUGCCUGCUUCCUGGGCCUGCUGGCCUUCACCUCCGCCUGCUACUUCCAGAACUGCCCUCGGGGCGGCAAGAGGGCCCUGUCUGACUUGGAGCUGAGACAGUGUCUCCCCUGCGGCCCCGGGGGCAAAGGGCGCUGCUUCGGGCCCAGCAUCUGCUGCGGCGACGAGCUGGGCUGCUUCGUGGGCACGGCCGAGGCGCUGCGCUGCCAGGAAGAGAACUACCUGCCGUCGCCUUGCCAGUCCGGCCACCAGCCAUGCGGGAGCGGGGGCCGCUGCGCCGCCGCCGGCAUCUGCUGCAACGAUGAGAGCUGCGUGACCGACCCCGAGUGCCGGGGGGGCUCCGGCUUCCACCGCCGUGCCCGCGCCAGCGACCGAAGCAAUGCGACCGAGCUGGACGGGCCGACCGGCGCCUUGCUGCUGCGGCUGGUGCAGCUGGCGGGGGCGCCCGAGCCCGCGGAGCCCGCCCGGCCCGGCGUCUACUGAGCCGCUCGCUGACACUCUCCCAUCUCCCGUCCCUCCGCAACCUGGAGAAAUAAACCUUUUAA